UCUGAGCACACAUGUAUUUUGGUGUCUGUGGAAAGUCAAGUCUCUAAAAACACUGAGAAAUGACUGUUUGGAGGAAGGAGCUCUCUAGAGGUGGCAUGAGGUCACAUGGGUGGGUCCUAGUUCAGUCUGACUAAGUCAUUAUAAGAAGAGGGAGACAUGUCAGAGUCGAAUGCCCACAAAGGAGAGGCUAGCUAAGGACACAGAGGAUGGCGAGGAAACACAUUUCUGACCUGGAGGCCACCCAGUCUUAAACAGCAAAUGAAUACAAGAAGAAUUAGGGAUUUGUCACGAUGGAAGCCUCUGUCUAUCCCCAUCACCAUUACCAUACAGUUGGUUUAGAGGGACAUCACUGUACAGUGAACAGGUCUCUAGUAAGGCACUUGACAGUGAGAACAAUCAGCCGAGGAAAGGGCUUUCCUGAGAGUAAGAGGGAAACCAACUGCCAAUUAGUGACAAACUGAGCUCAAGGCUAGCCUGAGCUACAGGGUGAGUCACUCACAAAAGUCCAAAAGCCAGGAAUGUAGCUUGGUAUAGAGUAUUUAUCAGGCAUGCUUAUGCCUUUACUCUAAUAACACAAGUGUACACGUGCAUAUGUACACGUAUACACACACACACACACACACACACACACACUCACAGACACACACACCUACACACCUACCUAAAAAUAAAAGCAACCACUACCAACAACAGACUUGCCUAACCCUGAAUGUGAAUCAUCUUCCCUGUAAGGUUUCACUAAGGCUCCUACCAACUGGCCUCCAACAGAGGCUGUAUAGAGUUAGUAAAGGCAAAUAAAUUAAAUUUGCUUUUUAAAGUUAUUUGAAAGAUAAUUUCCAUAGAAACCCGAAGAAAUUUGUGCCAGUGUUGACCCCAAUUCUUUUCAUAUACAACUUGUCGCAAGAAUUCCAGGUAUGGGUUAAGUGCCCAAGGCUGUUCUCUUACUUGCUUGAAUGAACUUAAGAUAAAUGGGCAGAGAUAAGAACGGAGCUUACAGAAACCCUUAAGGGUGAGUUUGGGAGAAGAAAUGAGCUUUCCUCCCAGAAAGUAGUAGGUCAACCAUCUAAUUAGAAAGUUGUACACGGAGACAAAGGACUUUCUAUGUUAUCCCAGCUGGUCUCAAACUCCUGGGCCUAAGCUACCCACCUGCUUUCAUCUUUCCCAAGCAAGGACUACAGACUUGGAGCACUGCUGGGAAUUUAGAAAGUACUGUAUGUAGGUUGUUUUCUGGAGACCUGGGACCUCAGAGAAAGGAAGUGAGCUGGAGAAGUGCCCUGUUGCUUAUGCUGGCUGGAGAAAGUCUCAACUGAAACUGGACAAGGAACUUGGAGUCUGGCAAAAUGUGACAGUGGUAUCCUGGGCCAGAAGAAAAAGAGGGUACAGUUGACACAGUAGGGUGACUCAGGACCUGAAAACUCAGAAGUGGAACUAUGAACGUCUAGAGCCCAGACCUCUGGAGCAUCACAGUCUGCAGUUCACAGCUGAACAUUCUCUCCUCGUGACCCAGGUUCCUAUACUUGCUAUAUCCUGUACUUGUAAUAUCUGCUCAGCUGUGAGCCAGAGGGUGGGUGAGGCUGAGAAAGAAGCAGGCUUUAGAAAUGUCAGACAUCCUCCUGGAGCUGCUCCGUGUCUCCGAGAAGGCUGCUAACAUCGCCAGGGCGUGCAGGCAGCAGGAGACCCUCUUCCAGCUGCUCAUUGAGGAGAAGAAAGGUGCAGAGAAGAACAAGAAGUUUGCUGCAGAUUUCAAGACCCUGGCGGAUGUGCUGGUGCAGGAAGUUAUAAAGCAGAACAUGGAGAACAAGUUUCCAGGCUUGGGGAAAAAAGUUUUUGGAGAAGAAUCCAAUGAGUUUACAAAUGAUUUGGGGGAAAAGAUCACAGUGGAGCUGCAGUCCACGGAGGAGGAGACGGCAGAGCUUCUCAGCAGGGUCCUUAACGGAAACAUGCUGGCAUCGGAAGCGCUGGCUCAGGUGGUUCAUGAGGACGUGGACUUAACUGAUCCCACGCUGGAGUCCCUGGACAUCAGCAUCCCUCACGAGAGUCUUGGGAUUUGGGUGGAUCCCAUUGAUUCAACCUAUCAGUAUAUUAAAGGUUCUGCCAAUGUUAAAUCCAACCAAGGUGUUUUCCCCAGCGGACUUCAGUGCGUGACCAUUUUAAUUGGCGUGUAUGACCUACAGACAGGCCUGCCCCUAAUGGGAGUCAUCAAUCAGCCUUUUGUGUCCCAAAACCUAACUACUUUAAGGUGGAAGGGACAGUGCUACUGGGGCCUUUCGUACAUGGGGACCAACAUCCAUUCCCCGCAGCUCGCCAUCUCUAAAAGCGACAGUGAAACCCAGACUGAAAACUCUGACAGAGAGUUCUCCAGCCCCUUUUCUGCAGUCAUCAGUACCAGCGAAAAAGACACCAUCAAAGCUGCUCUAUCGCGCGUGUGCGGAGGUAGCGUCUUCCCCGCGGCAGGGGCUGGCUACAAGAGCCUCUGUGUAGUUCAGGGCUUGGCUGACAUUUACAUCUUCUCAGAGGACACCACAUACAAGUGGGACUCCUGUGCCGCCCACGCCAUUCUGAGGGCCAUGGGUGGGGGCAUUGUAGACAUGAAAGAGUGCUUAGAGAGAAGUCCAGACACGGGGUUGGAUUUGCCACAGCUGCUGUAUCAUACGGAAAAUAAAGGUGCUUCUGGGGUGGAUCUCUGGGCCAACAAGGGAGGGCUGAUAGCAUACAGGUCCAGGAAUCGGCUGGAUACCUUCCUGAGCCGCCUCAUCCAAAACCUCGGGCCUGAAAAGACACAAACAUAGGACUCUCAUCUCAGGGCCCUUCAGCCGAACUGCAUCUUUUCCUGUUAUCUCUUGAAGAUAGUUUUGUCCCACUUGGUUAAUAUUCACCUUCCUGUUUUGAGGAACAUCUUCUCAUUAUGUGUUCAUGACGUGAAUUUUAGUAAAUUAGUGGCAUUUGUGUCACAGUUAAGUUGGUAUAUGAUAUUGUUAUAUGAACAUUGUGCUGUUAUUGUUGCUUGGAACCCUUCAAUAAAAUACCAAGGGAGGAGCAAAAAUGUA
Mus caroli (Ryukyu mouse) is the source of this 3047-nucleotide messenger RNA. It is a transcript of the gene Inpp1, whose product is annotated as inositol polyphosphate-1-phosphatase. Lineage: Eukaryota; Metazoa; Chordata; Mammalia; Rodentia; Muridae. The record is from RefSeq and is a predicted model, not a curated record. Gene Ontology annotation, molecular function: inositol-1,4-bisphosphate 1-phosphatase activity. Gene Ontology annotation, biological process: phosphatidylinositol phosphate biosynthetic process.